AUGGAAAAGGAGAAAUCAGCAAACCAUGGUAAUGUCGAGAAUGAUGGGGUUGAGUCUGAUUAUGGACCAUCAGAUGAACUGUUGAGCAUAUAUGGUUCCUCAUCAAAUGAAGAUAGUAAUAAAAGGAGAAUGCCAAAGUCUGCUAUUGCUCAAACUUGUGGGACCGCUACUGCUCUAACUUCUGGGUCUGCUACUGCUCAAACUGGUGGGACUGCUACUACUAAAACUUGUGGGGCUGUUACUGCUCAAACUUCUGGGACUGCUACUGCUCAAAAUUCUGGGACUGCUACUGCAAAUGCAAGUGUUGUAGUUGGAAAAGGUGUUUAG
Ilex paraguariensis (yerba mate) is the source of this 327-nucleotide messenger RNA. Lineage: Eukaryota; Viridiplantae; Streptophyta; Magnoliopsida; Aquifoliales; Aquifoliaceae. The record is from the annotation of a GenBank genome assembly.